Molecule: messenger RNA, 1632 nt
Organism: Tupaia belangeri chinensis (Chinese tree shrew)
Lineage: Eukaryota; Metazoa; Chordata; Mammalia; Scandentia; Tupaiidae
Gene: SNRNP70
Product: small nuclear ribonucleoprotein U1 subunit 70
Exons: 10
Coding region: 141-1463 (440 amino acids)
Biological process (GO): mRNA splicing, via spliceosome
Cellular component (GO): U1 snRNP; U2-type prespliceosome; precatalytic spliceosome
Molecular function (GO): U1 snRNA binding; mRNA binding
Source: RefSeq, a predicted model, not a curated record
CACGAGGAGCCGGGGGCGCUGGGCGCUGUCGGAGUCCAAGCCGGAGCAGGAGUCCUCGUUGUUGAGGGGUCGCCGCAGUCGCCGCGAGCCCCCGGACCGACGCCAGGCCGAGGAGGGCGCCGCGCGGCGAACUUGGCAAGAUGACCCAGUUCCUGCCACCCAACCUUCUGGCCCUCUUUGCUCCCCGUGACCCCAUCCCAUACUUACCACCCCUGGAGAAACUGCCACAUGAGAAACACCACAAUCAACCUUACUGUGGCAUUGCGCCAUAUAUCCGCGAGUUUGAGGACCCUCGAGAUGCCCCCCCUCCUACUCGUGCAGAAACCCGGGAGGAACGCAUGGAGAGAAAGAGACGGGAAAAGAUUGAACGGCGACAGCAAGAAGUGGAGACGGAGCUAAAAAUGUGGGACCCUCACAAUGAUCCCAAUGCUCAGGGUGAUGCCUUCAAGACUCUGUUUGUGGCUAGAGUGAAUUAUGACACAACAGAAUCCAAGCUCCGAAGAGAGUUCGAGGUGUAUGGACCCAUCAAAAGAAUACACAUGGUCUACAGUAAGCGGUCAGGAAAGCCCCGGGGCUACGCCUUCAUCGAAUACGAGCAUGAGCGAGACAUGCACUCCGCUUACAAGCACGCAGACGGCAAGAAGAUCGAUGGCAGGAGGGUCCUGGUGGAUGUGGAAAGGGGCAGAACUGUGAAGGGCUGGAGGCCCCGGCGGCUAGGAGGUGGCCUCGGUGGCACCAGAAGAGGUGGGGCUGACGUGAAUAUCCGGCAUUCAGGCCGUGAUGACACGUCCCGCUAUGAUGAGAGGCCCGGCCCCUCCCCGCUUCCACACAGGGACCGGGACCGGGACCGGGAGCGGGAGCGUAGAGAGAGAAGCCGCGAUCGAGACAAGGAACGGGAACGGCGACGCUCCCGCUCUCGGGACCGGCGGAGGCGCUCACGGAGUCGGGACAAGGAGGAGCGGCGUAGAUCCAGGGAACGAAGCAAGGAUAAGGACCGGGACCGGAAGCGGCGGAGCAGCCGGAGUCGGGAGCGAGCACGUCGAGAACGGGAGCGCAAGGAGGAGCUGCGUGGUGGUGGAGGUGGUGGCGGCGACAUGGCAGAGGCCUCUGAGGCCGGUGACGCACCUCCUGAUGACGGGCCUCCUGGGGAGCUUGGCCCUGACGGCCCUGAUGGUCCAGAGGAGAAGGGCCGAGAUCGUGACCGAGAACGACGUCGGAGCCACCGGAGCGAGCGGGAGAGGCGCCGGGACCGCGACCGGGACCGUGAUCGCGAGCACAAGCGAGGGGAACGGGGUGGGGAACGGAGCAGAGAGGAGACCCGGGGUGGGGGUGGGGGUGGUGGCCAGGACAACGGGCUUGAGGGUCUGGGCAAUGAUGGUCGAGACAUGUAUCUGGAGUCCGAGGGUGGCGACGGAUAUCUUGCUCCGGAAAACGGGUAUUUGAUGGAGGCUGCACCAGAGUGAAGAGGCCCUCUCAGGCUGUUGUGUUUGGACGUGCCCCCACCCACCCCCUUGCUGUCAUCCUCUUCCCCGUCCUUCUUGGCCACUGAGUUUGCCUUCCAAGGAAGGGUAGGAGUCUCAUGAUUUGUUCUGGCCCUUUGGAUUUAAAAAUAAAGUUAAUUUCCUGUUGAUA